AUGUCUGAACAAGACGGUCAUCCAAAUAAAUACAAUGAAUUACGAAGUACCUAUAAAUACUACAUCGAUUCAUAUAAUGCACUAUAUCAGCUAAAAACGGAAAAUGAAGAAGAUUUAAACUCAAUUUACAAAAUGAUCAAAAAAGAAAUGAUUGAUUCAAAGAAAUAUACACCUACUAGUAUUAUAAAAGACAUUUCAAAUAUCAUUCCGUAUAAUAAUCGCUAUACAAAGUCAUAUUUAUCUCUUGUCAAACUCAUAUCUGAUGAUUACAAUAUCCAAGAGGUUAAAGAUAUUAAACGAUUUUCAAAAAACCUUCAAAGUCAUACAAAAAAUACAAUUCAUACAGCAAUAAUGUAUAAUGACAUUGAAAAAUUCAUCAUACUCACCGAAAGCGAUGGAUUUGAUAAAAAUCAAAAGUACAAAAGCAAAUUAUAUCCGGAUUCUGAUGAAGGUUAUUCAUUACUCGAAUUAUGUUGUUACCAUGGAGCAGUUGAUUGUUUCAAGUUGUUGAGAACAAAAUUUAACUCAAAAAUAACGCAAACAUGUCUAAAAUUUUCAUUUUUAGGAAGAAACAAAGAGAUCAUGAGUGAAUGUUUGAAAUAUCAAAAACCAAAUAAAGAUUGCAUGGAAUAUGCAAUUAUUUCACACAACAUUGAUUAUGUUACAUUCUUGAUGAAUGAGCACAAAAUAAAGAUCAACUUAAAUUAUUGCGGAAAACAUAAAAAUCUUGAAUCGUUUUUAGUUUGUUUCGAUCAAACUAAUGAUGUUGACAAAUGCUUUAUUUAUUCAGCAUAUUUUGGCAUAGCUUCUCUUUGCGAAUAUUUCCUUUCACUUGGUGCAGAUAUCGAUGAAAAAGAUAAAGAGGGAGACACUGCUCUUAAUUAUUCAGCUAUUUAUAAUUUUAAAGAAUUGGCUGAACUUCUUAUUUCACAUGGUGCAAACAUCAAUGAAAAAGAUGAUGAUGGGCACACACCUCUUUUUCUUUCCGCAUAUUUUAAAAGUCCAGAAAUAGCCGAACUUCUUAUUUCACAUGGUGCAAAGAUCCAUAAAAAAGAUGAUGAGGGACAAACACCUCUUCAUGCUUCUGCACUCAGUAAUAAUCAAGAAACAGCUGAACUUCUUAUUUCACAUGGUGCAAACGUCAAUGAAAAAGAUGAGAAUAGAUACACCCCUCUUCAUCUUGCAGCAUAUCAUAAAAGUAUAGAAACAGCCGAACUUCUUGUUUCACACGGUGCAAAAAUCGAUAAAAAAGAUGAUGAGGGACAAACACCUCUUCAUGCUGCUGCACUCGGUAGCAAUAAAGAAACAGCCAAACUUCUUAUUUCACACGGAGCAAAUAUUAAUAUAAGAGAUAAAGGAGGAAGAACCGCUCUUCAUGGUGCAGCAUGUUUUAAUAGUAAAGAAAUAGCUGAACUUCUAAUUUCACAUGGUGCAAACGUCAAUGAAAAAGAUGAUGAAGAACAAACCGCUCUUCACACUGCUGCACUUAAAAAUAGUCCAGAAACAGCCGAACUUCUUAUUUCACAUGGUGCAAACGUCAAUGAAAAAGAUGAUGAUGGAUACACCCCUCUUCAUCUUGCAGCAUAUUAUAAAAGUCCAGAAACAGCCGAACUUCUUGUUUCACACGGUGCAAAAAUCGAUAAAAAAGAUGAUAGCGGUCAAACACCUCUUCAUGCUGCUGCACUCGGUAAUAAUAAAGAAAUAGUCGAAAUUCUUCUUUCACAUGGCUCAAAUGUUAAUAUAAGAGAUAAAGGAGGAAUAACCGCUCUUCAUAUCGCAGCACGUUAUGAUUAUAAAGAAAUAGCCGAACUUCUUAUAUCACAUGGCGCAAAUGUCAAUGAAAAAGACGAGGACGGAAACACCAUCCUUCAUUAUACAGCAUCUAAAAAUAGUAAAGAAACAGCCAAACUUCUAAUUUCACAUGGCGCAGAUGUCAAUGAAAAAAACGACGAUGAAAAUUCCACUCUUUAUUUUGCAGCAAAAUUUAAUAGAAAAGAAUUAGCUGAAAUUCUUAUUUCACACGGUGCAGACAUCAAUUCAAAAAAUGAUGAAGGACAAACACCUCUUGAAUGUGCAGAAAUUUGUGAUAGUGAUGAAACAGCCAAACUUCUAAUUUCAUACGGUGCAGAAAAAUAA
Trichomonas vaginalis G3 is the source of this 2136-nucleotide messenger RNA. RefSeq names its product ankyrin repeat and SOCS box-containing protein 4 family. The record is from RefSeq and is a predicted model, not a curated record. The coding region runs from base 1 to 2136 and encodes 711 amino acids. NCBI's taxonomy places the organism in Eukaryota, Parabasalia, Trichomonadida, Trichomonadidae. Gene Ontology annotation, cellular component: nucleus. Gene Ontology annotation, molecular function: protein binding; transcription cis-regulatory region binding. Gene Ontology annotation, biological process: positive regulation of transcription by RNA polymerase II. The transcript has a single exon.